Messenger RNA from Pelobates fuscus (common spadefoot toad), 870 nucleotides. RefSeq names its product family with sequence similarity 162 member A (gene FAM162A). NCBI's taxonomy places the organism in Eukaryota, Metazoa, Chordata, Amphibia, Anura, Pelobatidae. The record is from RefSeq and is a predicted model, not a curated record. Gene Ontology annotation, biological process: positive regulation of release of cytochrome c from mitochondria; neuron apoptotic process; cellular response to hypoxia. Bases 60 to 530 code for a protein of 156 amino acids. The transcript is spliced from 5 exons. Gene Ontology annotation, cellular component: mitochondrion.
GUCCUAGUUCUGACGUCACGCUCGCCCUCUGCCAUUAACCCGGUUAGUGUCGGUGAAGGAUGUUGAGAUCGCUGGGCAGGAGCGGCCUGCGCUCAUUGGCUGGGAGAUCCGCUCUGCUGAGAGGAGGAGCUGGUUCUUUCCAAAGACAGCUGGGGGUCCAGGGCAUCGCAGCCAAGAGGUUUUUGUGUAGCAAACCGGAAGAGGUCCAACCCAAGGAUCCUGGUGCCUCCUUCAAGGUACCUGGACACAGGCCGUCUGGCUUUGAGAAGAAGAUCCUGAUAUGGGGAGGACGUUUCAAGAAACAGGAGGACAUUCCUGAAAUCGUUUCCUACGAUAUGGUGGAUGCAGCAAAAAGCAAGGUGCGGGUGAAAUUUGCCAUUCUCAUGAUGGUGAUGACUAUUUUUGGCUGUAUCGCCAUGGUGAUAUUGGGGAAGCAGGCGGCAGGUCGGCACGAGUCCCUGGCCAACAUUAACCUGGAGAAGAAAGCCCGGCUGCGAGAGGAAGCUCUGAAAGAGCAGGCCAAACCCUAAAGAAGCACAAACACAGAUUAUGUGUGGACCCAUCCCGCUAGCACAGAGCUCUAGAUUUUUACAUUGUGAGAUUUUAGUUAUAUAUAUAUAUAUAUAUAUAGUUACAGCCGAUGGCACCGCGUCACAUUGUAUCUGAUCUGACGUCCCGUUGGUGGGGAAGAGGAUGCCCUUUGAUAUUAUUUUAACUUCCUCCCUUCCAAAGGGGCUUGGUGUUCAGUGUUUCACCAAGAGCAACAUACAUUCAGGUUCCACGAUAUAAUAAAGUCUUCUCUUGUGAAAAGUACAUUUUGUUUCAUUCACAAAAAACUAAAUUUCUAAUAAAUAUCUUUCCUUAAUACUG